This is a messenger RNA of Necator americanus (New World hookworm), 231 nucleotides long. RefSeq lists its product as uncharacterized. Bases 1 to 231 code for a protein of 76 amino acids. Lineage: Eukaryota; Metazoa; Nematoda; Chromadorea; Rhabditida; Ancylostomatidae. The record is from RefSeq and is a predicted model, not a curated record. The transcript has a single exon.
AUGUACCGAGGGGCAAAGGUGGGGAGUGCAGAUCGAAGACAGGUGGAAGAUGCAAGGGGAUGGGGAGAGUUUCGACAAGUCCUCAAAGAGAAAAUCCUGGAAAAAGAGGACUACGACCACUGCGUACGUGCCCAUAGAUUCGAAGAGGUUGGACCAUUGUGCAUAGUUGUCUCUCUGGAUGUGACAUUCAUGAUCGAGAUCCGAUCAUCGAUACCUAUUGCUUUUUCCUGA